This is a messenger RNA of Hordeum vulgare subsp. vulgare (domesticated barley), 549 nucleotides long. RefSeq names its product auxin-responsive protein SAUR71-like. The record is from RefSeq and is a predicted model, not a curated record. Gene Ontology annotation, biological process: response to auxin. The transcript has a single exon. Bases 100 to 390 code for a protein of 96 amino acids. Lineage: Eukaryota; Viridiplantae; Streptophyta; Magnoliopsida; Poales; Poaceae.
AUUCACAUCGAUCGAAAUCUAACCUCUAGCUAACAGUUAGCUAUAUAUACUAUACUGGAGUAGCUAAUAUCUCCUACCUUCGUCCGCGAUCCACCGACGAUGAGGGAGCUGAUCCGGCGGCUUAGCUUCUCGGACCGUGUGAGCGACGGCGGCAGCAGCGUGCCCCGCGGGUGCGUGCCGGUGCUGGUGGUGGGCGACGGCGACAACGACGAGGAAUGCGAACGGUUCGUGGUGCGGGUGGAGACGCUGCGGCACCCGUCGUUGGCGGCGCUGCUGGAGAUGGCGGCGCAGGAGUUCGGGUACAAGCAGGAGGGCGUCCUCCGCGUGCCCUGCGCCAUCCAUCAGUUCAGGCAGGCGCUCACCACCGCCGCCGUCUCCAAGGACUACUGAAUACUGAUUAUCGUCUCAUAGUUAAUCAACCGGUCGAUUUGUUCGGGUAAUUAAAGAGCGAUUCUUUGGUGCUGUUGACUAGUUGACUCCUAAGCCUCUCGUCUUCUCUUUUGCCUUUUUUGAUUUCUCUGGUUGGUGAUUGACAUGCAUGACAUGAGA